AUGCUGUCCGAUACACCUGUAACGACCAUGCCCCUCACCGUCGUCGCCCCGACAAACGUCACCGCUUCCGUUAAGGACACGACAGCUUCGACAACGCUUACGACGAGCGCAAGCCCCGAGAUCUCGUCUGUCACCCACGUCAAGCUUCCGGGUUUCUGGCGCAACUCACCGACCCAAUGGUUCACGCACGCGGACGCCAUGUUCGCAAACAAGCGAAUCCGUUCUGAUUUGACGCGCGUGAACCACGUGCUUGAGGCUUUGGACGAGGAAGGCGUGCGAACAAUCACUGACUUGCUGGGACCCGACACAACCUAUGAAGCAGUUCGGCAACGGCUCGUUACAGCUUAUAGCGUCCCGCAAGCCACGCGUUUCCAGCGCAUGAUUCAGCCAGGUGGCAUGGGCGACCGUACACCAUCACGCCUGUUACGGGACAUGCGGGAUGUCUAUCCCGACGGAAUGUCGGACAGUUCGUUGGUGGCAUUUUGGUUGAGCAAGCUCCCACCACCCGUCCGCACCGUCAUCGCCGGUCUCAGCGGCUCCGGAGAGUUUCUGGCCGAACGCGCCGACCGCGUGUGGGAAGCGUGCCAAGGCACAGAAGUUUCAGCCGUCGCCAGAGACGCCGACAACCACGAGUUGAGCACGACCACUCGUCGAACCACGCCGGCGAGCCCGUCCGAUUACGACGCGCGUUUCCUCGCACUCGAAAACGCCGUUCACGCGCUCACGGCCCAGAUCGCGUCCCUCGCGACGUCGCAAGCUGCCGCGUUUUCGCGCACGACCAACGACCGCACCACGCGCCAGCAACGUGCCCGCUCCGUUUCGCUGACAAAACCGCAGGCGAACCCCAUCACGGCAGGCUGGUGCUUCUACCACGACAGAUACGGCGUAGACGCGCGGAAAUGUCGCGAUCCGUGCACUUACCCGCCCAUGACACGGAAAAAUCCGUGA
This is a messenger RNA of Myzus persicae (green peach aphid), 948 nucleotides long. RefSeq lists its product as uncharacterized. The record is from RefSeq and is a predicted model, not a curated record. The coding region runs from base 1 to 948 and encodes 315 amino acids. The transcript has a single exon. Lineage: Eukaryota; Metazoa; Arthropoda; Insecta; Hemiptera; Aphididae.